Molecule: messenger RNA, 2482 nt
Organism: Nestor notabilis (Kea)
Lineage: Eukaryota; Metazoa; Chordata; Aves; Psittaciformes; Psittacidae
Product: solute carrier organic anion transporter family member 1C1-like
Exons: 15
Coding region: 182-2305 (707 amino acids)
Biological process (GO): transmembrane transport; sodium-independent organic anion transport
Cellular component (GO): membrane
Molecular function (GO): protein binding
Source: RefSeq, a predicted model, not a curated record
GAGGAGACAAGAUUAAAACUGCCUAAACCAUAGUUUGUGUUAGAAGUUAAUGAUUCUUCUACCAAGUACCAGCACUGCUUUGCUUAAGAAGAGAAUACUCUGACUUUUGAGCAUUUGUGUGGUAGUAUAACUGCUGUUGUUGUGGAUACAGAACCUAGAUCACUUAGCAAAGAAAUCAACCAUGACAGUGGAAACCGAAUCCAGCAAUGUCAGUGACUCAAACCAGGAGGCAGAACCUGCCCAGCUUUUGGAUGAUGAAGCAAACAAAAAUCUACCAGUCAAAAAGAAGACUUCCUGUUGCACUGGCUUGAAGGCAUUUCUUGCUGCUUUAUCAUUCAGCUACUUGAGUAAAACGUUGUCUGGCACGAUUAUGAAAAGUUCCAUCACUCAGAUUGAACGAAGGUUUGGCCUGACAUCAUCUACUGUUGGUUUCAUUGAUGGGAGCUUUGAGAUAGGUAACUUGCUGGUGAUUGCAUUUGUAAGCUACUUUGGAGCUAAACUUCAUAGGCCCAAAGUAAUAGCUUUUGGAUGCUUUACUAUGGCUGUGGGAAGUUUUUUAACAGCAAUGCCUCAUUUCUUCAUGGGAUAUUAUAAGUAUGAGACAACAUCACAUUCAGCUUCUUCAGCCAACUUGACUUCAAGCAUAAAUCCCUGUUCCCUACAUCAAGAUGUGAACGAAACCUUCUUGCAAGUCUCCAGGUCAGACUGUGAGAAGGAACCCACAUCAUAUACGUGGAUAUACAUCUUACUGGGAAACAUGUUACGUGGAAUUGGUGAGACACCAAUAACACCACUGGGCAUCUCUUAUCUUGAUGAUUUUGCUAAAGAGGAGAAUGUUCCUGUGUAUGUAGCAUGUUUGCACACAAUAGGCAUGUUGGGUCCAAUGUUUGGUUUCCUGUUGGGAUCUUUAUGUGCAAGACUGUAUGUGGAUGUCGGAUUUGUGGACUUAGGUAACAUCACUAUCACCCCACAGGACUCCCGCUGGGUGGGUGCGUGGUGGCUUGGUUUUUUAAUAGCUGGAGUAACCAGUUUGCUGGCUGCUAUUCCAUUCUGCUUCCUGCCAAAGAGCCUGAAAAAGCCAAAGGAAGCCAACAAUGACCAAACUUCAUACGGUCUCUUGGAAAACAUUGGUUCUAUGGGGAAGAAACUUACUGCUGCAAAACCUAAGCCCAGGAAGUGGUCAGUAAUACUGAAAGAUUUCUAUACCUCCCUGAAAAAAGUAUUGAGUAAUCGAAUGUACUUUACAUUUAUGUGUUGCUCACUGUUACAGUUUAAUAGCUUUAUUGGUUUCUUGACUUACAAACCAAAGUACAUGGAACAGCAGUAUGGACAAUCUACAUCUAAAUCUAACUUUCUAAUAGGAUUGACAUCCUUACCUCCUGUAGGUCUUGGAAUUUUCUUGGGAGGGCUUUUAAUGAAAAAGUACAAAAUGGGCAUCAUUGGAGCAACCAAGUUUGCAUUUUCCAUGUCAUUUGUGGCCUAUGCCCUUACUCUCUUGCACUUUUUUGUUGGCUGUGAGAACCACAUGGUAGCAGGAAUAACAGUGUCCUAUCAAGGCAAACCCAUUCCAUAUCAUGAAAAUGCUGUAUUUUCUGAGUGCAACUCUGACUGCAAAUGCUCCUCCAAUGUGUGGGAUCCUGUGUGUGGAGACAACGGAGUCACAUACGUUUCGGCGUGUCUAGCUGGGUGCACGGCGUCGGUGGGACAAGGAAAGAACACAGUCUUCCAUAACUGCAGCUGUAUUGAAGCCAGCAGUUCAUGGACAGGAAAUAACUCUGCCACUUUGGGGCAAUGUCCAAAAAGUGAAGAUUGUUCAAUGAAGUUUAUCUACUAUACAGUAAUACAAGUCAUAAGUGGCUUUUGUUAUGCAUUGGGAGGCACCCCAGCAUACCUGAUUAUGUUUAGAUGUGUUCAGCCAGAGUUGAAAUCUCUUGCAGUUGGUCUAUACACACUCAUUAUGAGAAUGCUAGCUGGGAUUCCAGCACCAGUUUAUUUUGGUGCACUGAUCGACAAGACAUGCUUGAAAUGGGGAAGCACAAGCUGUGGGCACCAAGGGGCUUGCCGGCUGUAUGACUCCAGUGCAUACAGGUAUGUCUACCUUGGUUUAUCAGCAGUAUUAAGAGGUCCUUCCUACUUGAUCGCAGUCCUUUUUUAUAUAUUGACAAAGAAACACUUUCAAAAUAAGGACUGCAGGCCUAUAGAAAAUGGAGGAAGGGAAGAUGCUCCUAUGAAUAAGGAAGAUAAUUGCAAGAUCAAAGAACAUUUGCCAGGUUCUUCUGAUGCAGAGAAUGAAUCAUGUAUUUAGAAAGCCUCUUAGACCAGUGGCACAUGAAUCAGGACAGGUUCUUUUAGAAACAACUUUCACCAUAUUAUGAAUAACUAAGUAAUAAAUAAUAGCACCAUUCAGAAAGCAAAACUAAUAGCAAACCUGUGAUGAACAGCAACAAAAACUAACACGCAAAUAUGAAAGUGUCUUAUGUCU